CGCGUUCGGGCACAGGAGGGUCUCGCGGACGCUCGAAGGCGAGGUUGUAUUGGUUCUGUGGCGGUGGUGUAACAGAAUUUCCAUCGCAUUCAUCUCUUUAAAAACGAAUUCAAUAAACAUUAAAAUACUUUCACUCGGUAAUUUUUAGUAAGCGAGGGAGUUGGACAUGAAUUCCAGCACGAAUGUGGUCCAGGUGACGAACGUGUCUCCCAGCACGACGUCGGAGCAGAUGAGGACGCUGUUCGGGUUCUUGGGCCGAGUCGAGGAGCUCCGGCUCUUUCCCCCGGAUGAUUCUCCCUUGCCUGUGACUUCACGUGUGUGUUUUGUAAAGUUCCAAGAAGCUGAAUCAGUGGGCGUAGCUCAGCAUUUGACAAACACAGUCUUCGUGGACAGAGCAUUGAUAGUCGUCCCUUUUGCUGAAGUGGAGAAGGCAAUUGCAGAGCCCCCUCCUUGAUGACUGAAAAUGGUCCUCUACUGCCAACAGGGGAUUGUAGACAUUUACAAAAGGCCAGCAAGCGUUCAAGCCCCCCCCCAUAUUACCUGUGUAAACUUAACUCUCUUCUCUCUUCUGUCCUCCCUCUUUCUGUCUCUCUGUAGGGAUUUUUUUUAAUGGAAAUGGAAUGUAGCAAGUAAUAGUUUACUAUUGCAGUGCCAUAAAAAUCCUUUCAAAACACUCUUUUCGGUGUGAAGGUAUCUGUAUUGUAGGCAUUUUUGACAUGUGUCCACUAUUUCUUGCAUAAGUACAGCUUUUCAAGUCUGGUUCAUGAUUUUAGAUUUAAGAUUUUUGAAUUUUAAGGUCAUGUACAUUUAUAACUACUCUGGGAAACGGAGACAGCGUUCAUUUUAAUGUUUUGUUUAUUAAAUUAAUCUGGCUAUUUCCUGCACGUGCACUGCAAGUGAAAGCUGCAAAAUGACAUAAAUUGACGUCUUUGGCCAGAAUGAAUUCAUGUGCAGUUUCUCUCACCUUCAAGAACGUCAUCAAACCAUAACACAAGAAUGUAUUUAAAAUGACAAAGGAGUAAGGUGCGAAAUACUGCAGUAUUAUUUGGUUUAUAUCUUGUCCAUUCCAUUUGAGACCUAAGAAGAGUCCUGUACUCCUUUUAACAGUGAUUUUUCUUCUUUUUGUUGUUGUUUUACAGUUCUUUUUCCUGGUUCAACCAGUCGUAUUUACCAGGCCCUGCUGAAAAAAAAUCCGCCCAACAGUUUUGUCUUCUGCAGCUAAUCCUGUUUCAUGUGUGAUUGUUUCAUUUCUGUUAAAAUAAGACUGUAUGAAAAUGGUUUUUUUUUUUUUUUUGCAUAUCCAUUGAUCAUCUCAUGAGAUUUCCCUUUUUAUUUUAGCGAUGGGCACUAGAAACAGGUUACGAUAUUUACAAGGGCUUUUGUUGGGUAUAAAUUUAAAAAAAAAAAAAAAGACCUAAAUAAAUAUAUCAAUCAAAUUUUGGUAAGUGAAUGUUUGCUUUUGUUUAAGAAAGGAAGUAUUUUAGUGUAAUGAACAACUGUUUUUCACUGCGCUGAUUUCUGCAUGUUUAAGUGGAAACACUUUCAGCUAAAAGUUUUCCCAUUCGCUGUGCCAGGUAAGGAAGAAAGAUUAGUCAGCCAUUCCGUUGGAUUUCAGAAGUAAUGUGUUCACCAGCAAAAGCCCAGAAGAAAGGGAUUCUGUUAAUUUAUUGUUUUCUUGGUAAACAUUAAACAUUGUUAUAAACUGUACCAUGUUGUUGACCCCAAAAUCAUGAACUCUUUUUGUUUUGUGUAUCUCAAUUUUUCUGUGUGCUUUGUAGUGAAGCAGCCGACACCAGUCGCUUGUUCAUAAAACAACUUAUGAAACUUGAGAGCACACCCCACUGGAGAGCCGGCUGUGUUUGCUAACGUUUGGUUCAUGACUUAAAAAACAAGUACAGGAGUUAUUCCUGAUGAGUCUAAGGCUAUGUCACUGCUGGCACCAGCAAAUGCUGUAGCAGGGCUACUGCCUGGUGGAGGUCUUCUCCCAACACCAAAUCCAUUGGCAUCUAUUGGAGGUGUUCCACUGGCCACCUUGGGGGCGCCAGCACUUGACCCAACUCUAGCAGCACUAGGAUUACCAGGAUCCAACAUAAACUCCCCAUCUCUGGCUGCUGAUCAGCUUCUGAAGUUUAUGACCUCUGUGGAUCCAAAGUUGAACCAUGUAGCUUCAGGAAUGAAUAUAAAUCCUGGUCUGAAGGCAGACUCAUCCAGUAAGGAAAUUGAGGAGGCAAUGAAACGUGUCCGAGAAGCCCAGUCUUUGAUCUCUGCUGCAAUUGAGCCUGGCAAUAAGAAAGACAGCAAAAGAAAGCAUUCGCGAUCCAGAUCUAGAUCCAGACGAAGAAGUUCCCGAUCUCAUUCAAGUCACAGGCAUUCCAAGAGCAGGUCUAGGCGACGGUCCCACUCAAGGAGCAGGAGGCGCUCUAAGAGCCCCCACAGGAGGAGAACUCACUCCAAGGAGAGGAACAGGCGAUCGAGGAGCAGAUCCAGGGAUAGAAAGAAAGAAGAGAAGAAGCGGUCAAAGACACCACCAAAGAGCUACAGCACCACCAGAAGGUCCCGAAGCAUUAGUCGACGAGUGUUUCAUCUGUCAUCUGGAACAGCAGACGAAAGAGAAGCCGCAGCGCAUCCAGAUCUUCCAAGAAAUCCAAGUCUCCAAAACGAAAGCUGUCCAGAUCUCCCUCUCCUAGAAGACACAAGAAGGAGAAGAAGAAGGACAGAGAGAGGGAGCGUGACAAGGACCGUGAGCGGAAAGAGGAGAAGGAACGGAGCAGAGAUGAGAGAGAGCGCUCCACCAGCAAGAAGAGGAGAAAGAGUAAGGACAAGGAGCGGGACAGGGAGAAGAGUGACACUGAGAAAGGGGACGUCAAGUGCUCUAAAACAAGGCCUGAUGCAAGGAGGGGUGCAAAGUAAGGGAGAGGUGCCGCAGGUGACUAGAGACUACGAUGAAGAGGAGCAAGGUUACGACAGUGAAAAGGGGGAGAAGAGGGAUUCUCCUCCAUCAUUGGAUGCUACCGAGUUGUCUGUGCCAGUGAAAGAGCCCAAAAUAAACGGUGAUGAUCAUCACGAGGAGGACAUGGACAUGAGUGACUGAAGCUGUGGUCAUCCGUAUGUGUAGGGUAUUACACAAGGUAUACCUUCCCAAUUUGAGUUUUUGGUUCCUCUUUACCUAAAGGAUGUUCUCCUUUAAUGCUCACAGAAGUCUGGCUCUGGUCAUUUAUUUUUCUAGAACCAUUUACAUCUGUCCAGACAUAAUAUGAAGUUGUAAAUGUAGCAGUUUUGUAUGAGGAAAGGCCUGUGUGCCUGCUGAGUUGAUGGGUUUUAUUUUUCUCUUGUCAUAUUUGUAAAAUACAAAUAAACUGUACAAGACAAAACAUUACAGAAGCAGUUAAGGGUUUCUCAUUGGUAACGGUUUUACUUUGAGCCUGAGUUCAGUUCAUAAUCCCCUAGAAGUGUAUGCUGUUGCAGUUCUGGUGAACUAUUCUGAGCUUGCUUGUUUCAGAAAGUUUAAAAUAACUAAAAUGGGAAUAAAAGGCACUUUUUGGUGUAAUUCAAAGUUUAGUUUUUUGUGCUUUCAUGUAAUUAAUGAAACAGCUAAUAUGUAACUCUUGUGGUGCUUUAACCAAUCAAGUUAGAUUAAGUCCAUGUUUGUGGGUUAGCUACUGCUAUUUCUUAGUUUGCAGUGAAAAUAUUUACUAAUAAACCUUUAAAAAGUGGCAUGUAGUCAUGUUUGUGUCUAAUUUCAGAACCAACAACUGUG
This is a messenger RNA of Scleropages formosus (Asian bonytongue), 3757 nucleotides long. RefSeq names its product serine/arginine-rich splicing factor 11-like. Bases 1925 to 3091 code for a protein of 388 amino acids. The transcript has 14 exons. Gene Ontology annotation, molecular function: RNA binding. NCBI's taxonomy places the organism in Eukaryota, Metazoa, Chordata, Actinopteri, Osteoglossiformes, Osteoglossidae. The record is from RefSeq and is a predicted model, not a curated record. Gene Ontology annotation, cellular component: nucleoplasm.